Caenorhabditis bovis is the source of this 1338-nucleotide messenger RNA. The record is from the annotation of a GenBank genome assembly. Lineage: Eukaryota; Metazoa; Nematoda; Chromadorea; Rhabditida; Rhabditidae.
AUGGGUGUGAAACCUAUAAUUGCGCUUGCGGCUUUGGCUUUUGCUGUUUAUGCUCAACAUGAGCAUUCGCAUGAAGCACCACAUUUGAAAUAUACUCGUGAGAUGAAUGAUCCGGAGUUUGUUGAAAAAAUGGAUGUUCAUCAUCACGGAGGACAUGGUCAUGCUCAUGAUGCUGAUGGAGGUUGCCCACAUGCUAAAGCUGCGGCCGCCAGGAAAGCAGCGCAAGAAGCUCAUGGACAUGCUCACGAUCACGGACACACUCAUGAUCAUGGUCAUGCUCAUGAUCACGGUCAUGCUCAUGAUCACGGUCAUGCUCAUGACCAUGGGCACUCACAUGAUCAUGGACAUUCGCACAAAUCUGCAAAGCAAGUUUAUGAAGAAGUUCAUUAUACUGGAUUCCUCUCAUUCUUAAACGACAAUCGCACUAGGCUUUGGGUUUAUGCUCUCGGCGCUACUCUUUUAAUUUCUGCUGCUCCAUGCUUCAUCCUUGCAUUUAUUCCAAUUCAGGCCAAUACCUCGGAAUCUGGACCGUUGUUGAAGGUGUUGCUUGCUUUUGGAUCUGGUGGACUUCUUGGCGACGCUUUCCUUCACUUGAUACCACAUGCAACUCCAGCUGGUGGCGAAGAAUCCCAUGGACAUACUCAUGGGCAUUCGCAUGGAUCACAUGGUCACUCCCAUGGAGCUCACGAUUUGAGCGUUGGCAGUUGGGUUCUUGCUGGAAUCAUUGCAUUUUUGACGGUCGAGAAAUUCGUGAGAAUCGUUCGCGGUGAGGAUGGACACUCGCACUCGCAUGGUCAUUCUCAUGACGAGAAGAAGAAGGAUGAUAAGAAGAAAGACAAAGACGAAAAGAAGGUUGAGAAGAAGGAAGAGGGAGGAAGCAUUCGUGUUACCGCGUACCUAAACUUGGCCGCCGAUUUUACGCAUAACUUCACUGAUGGGCUUGCUAUCGGAGCGUCAUUCAUUGCCGGAACACCGAUUGGAAUCGUUACUAUGAUCACCGUCUUGGUUCAUGAGGUCCCUCAUGAGAUUGGAGAUUUCGCUAUUCUUGUUCAGUCGGGAUACUCAAAACCAAGAGCAAUGCUUAUUCAACUCGUGACGGCUCUCGGAGCAGUUUCCGGAUGCAUCAUCUCGCUUCUAGCCGCUGAUCCGGAUGCUCUUGCUAGCGCUGCCGGAAGCUCAUGGGUUCUUCCAUUUACCGCUGGAGGAUUCAUUUACAUCGCCACUGUUUCGGUGAUUCCAGAGCUCCUCGAGAACAGCUCAUUCUUUCAAACUGUCAAGGAAAUCAUCGCUUUGUUGACCGGAAUUUUCCUCAUGUACUUGAUUUCGAUUUAUGAGUAA